CCUAUGGGAGGGGCAAACCAGUCCAGUGUCUCCGAGUUCCUGCUCCUGUGGCUCUCCAGGCAGCCUGAGGAGCAGCAGCUCCUCUUCAUGCUCUUCCUGAGCAUGUACCUGGCCACGGUCCUGGGAAACCUGCUCAUCAUCCUAGCCAUUACUAUAGACUCCCGCCUGCACAGCCCCAUGUACUUCUUCCUCAGCAACCUGUCCUUUGUGGACCUCUGCUUCUCCUCCAACACUGUCCCCAAGAUGUUGGUCAACCACAUACUUGGAAUUCAGACCAUCUCUUUCCCUGGGUGUCUCACACAGUUAUAUUUUUUUGUUGUGUUCACUGAUAUGGACAAUUUCCUUCUGGCUGUGAUGGCCUAUGACCGCUUUGUUGCUGUAUGCCACCCCUUACACUACACAACAAAGAUGACUCAUCAGCUCUGUGUCCUGCUGGUUGCUGGAUCUUGGAGUAUUGCCAACCUGAAUGGUCUGCUGCAUACGCUGCUGAUGGCUCGACUCUCAUUCUGUGCAGACAACAGGAUCCCCCACUUCUUCUGUGAUUUGUCUCCUCUCCUGAAACUCUCCUGCUCUGACACACACCUCAAUGAGAUGAUGGUUCUCAUUGAGGGGGGUCUGAUCAUGAUGAUCCCAUUGUUUUGCAUCCUUGUUUCCUACAUUUGCAUCACCUCUGCUGUCCUGAGAGUCCCAUCCACAAAAGGAAAGUGGAAAGCCUUCUCCACCUGUGGCUCUCACCUGGCUGUGGUUUCCCUUUUCUAUGGCACCAUCAUUGCUGUGUAUUUCAGCCCAUCAUCCUCCCACUCAGCUAAGUCGGACACAGCAGCGACUGUGAUGUACACGGUGGUAACUCCCAUGCUGAACCCUUUCAUCUACAGCCUCAGGAACAAGGACAUGAAAGGGGCCUUAAGAAAAAUGAUUGUCAGGAAGAGAGGUUCUAUCUCAUGA
Messenger RNA from Echinops telfairi (small Madagascar hedgehog), 945 nucleotides. Its product is annotated as olfactory receptor 1361-like. NCBI's taxonomy places the organism in Eukaryota, Metazoa, Chordata, Mammalia, Afrosoricida, Tenrecidae. Bases 4 to 945 code for a protein of 313 amino acids. The transcript has a single exon. Gene Ontology annotation, biological process: G protein-coupled receptor signaling pathway. The record is from RefSeq and is a predicted model, not a curated record. Gene Ontology annotation, molecular function: G protein-coupled receptor activity; olfactory receptor activity. Gene Ontology annotation, cellular component: membrane.